AUGAAAUAUGUCCCACUCUUUGGCAUCACCGCCAAAGAGCCACGCUCUGAACAGCGAAGUACAUCGACGGAGUCACACUCCAACCACGAAGAGCCAUCAACGGCACACCACGCAGAGUCACACUCUGAUCAGCGAAGGACGACAACGGAGUCACACUCCACCCCUGCCGAAAAGCCACAGACGACAGCCCAAGGAGAGCCACGCUCUACCCAUCGAGGGCAGCCAAGGGAGCCAUGCUCCGAACUCGACGACCAGCCAAGUACCUCACCUCGAGCACUGUUUCGAGGCACAACAUCACCAGCAACGGAGAACCAGCCGCCCUGUUGGAGACAGGCUUUGCCCGUGGCAGAUGCCACAGCCGCGCAACGGAAUCCCUUCCGUACCUCCACAAAACGUGUCCGCUUCCAGGAUCACGUCGAGGAAACGCCGGAGCCAAGCCCGCCCCUAUGCGGAACCGUCAAUUCGGUGAGUCAUCCCACAAAAGAUCAGGUCUCUUUCCAGACAAAGGAACCCGAGACGCAGGACUUCCCCGAGCCUUGGGUGAAGGAGUUUCUGGACCAGGAACUGGCCAAAUUUGAUACUCUUUCAGGGGUAUCACACAUCGCAGAGCAUCGCGUCUUCAUGCGCACCGAUCAACCCCUUAAACAGCGACAACCGCCUUCAGCCCGCCUACCACAAGGCACGACGAGCCACGCGCUCCACAGAUUCCGCCCCCACCGAGGCCAACCAGACGAUGGACGGACAAGGCCAUCCGCCGACUCCCGCCCCGGCGCCACAGGACACUGCAUGGAGGUACGGUGCGGUCGACGAGCUCCUACAGGCGCUCCACGGCGCCGGCCAAGCCAGCCGCUUCCCAGCGACAGCCUCGCCGACCCCUUCCGGCCACGGGCUCUACCCGUCGAGGACAUCACCAUCGACGCCGACGACAUGGCGUCCCAGCAUACCAGCCCCAGCGGGCCACGACCACUCCCUCUGGAAGUCGCCCACCACCGCGGCGAUGACGAGGAGGGGUGCCCAGGCACAUCGGCCCCAUUGGGCCACAACGACUCCAUCCAGAAGUCGCCCACCGUGGCGACCGUGGCUGGAUCUUCGCCGCUACAAGGCCGGGCCCCAGCCACCACCAGUCGCAGCCGAUCUCCUCCGCCCUCGUACGAGGAGAUAUUUGGCCCAGGUCCCUACGCCGGUCCUCACAUCACCGCCCGAUGCGCCGCGGUGACCCCCAGCCGCGAUCCUCGACCCGGCCUGCCCACCAUUGCGGAGCUGGCCGCAGAAGAGGCGCGCCGAAGAGCGGAGGACGUCAGCGAGGAACUCGGCAACCCACCGGUUGCCCAACCGCCAACGAAUGGCCCACCAUCACCGACCCCGCGCCGCCGAGCACGGCGCCGGAGCGCACCACGGGCAGACAGCCCGCCCAGCUCAUCCGACGAGUCAUCAUCGGACGCCGACGAGGGAGCCCUCAACCCUCCCCGCUGGGCACCGGCCCCAGUAGAGUGGACCACACCCAACGGCACAUUGCCGGCCGCCCUGCUUCGCCGGAUACACGGGCGCCUGGCAGUACCGAGGCGACGGACGAUCCGGAUCCUGGAGGAGGAGGCGAACCAACGCUUCCGCGUCCAGAUAAACCGAAGUGGGAAGGUAAUCGUCACUCUCCAUCCCUCCCGAAGAUAG
Messenger RNA from Drosophila kikkawai, 1668 nucleotides. The record is from RefSeq and is a predicted model, not a curated record. NCBI's taxonomy places the organism in Eukaryota, Metazoa, Arthropoda, Insecta, Diptera, Drosophilidae.